AUGACAUCCGGAUUUUAUGAUAGAAGGGAAGACAAAUUUGGAGAUUUGAAUCUGCCUCAUAGGGGUAUAAAACCUCCUCCAGAAGAAAUGUACAUAGAUCCUCCGUUGCCGCAAAUUCCACCAACCUCAGCACUAAAGUCGGCAGAAGAAGUUCCAGUCGUUCACGAAGAGACACCGACGUCAUUUUUGGACAGAUUCUCAAACACUGCAAUUCAACCGAAACCUCAGCCUGUGCUCAAUCUGGCUGAAUUUGAUGCGGAAGGUUACGUGGCUAAAGGGAAGCUCAAACCUGGCGAGGUAAUUUUGCUCAUAUUUCUUUACUUUACUUUUUGCAUUUUCCCACCAGCUAGAUCUGGGUUUCCUUCUAAAAGCGUCGAAAAUUUUCAAUUAAACUGUUCACCCCUCCCCGUCAAUAGUUCUACACUUCUGGCUGGAAUUUUUUUCAUUGUUUUGUACCAGAUCUCUUCUUCAUUUAAGGAUAAAUAUGCCGCGAAUAAGUUCAACCAAGCAGCUAGCGAUACAGCAUCUGUGAGAAGGGAUAUUAUUGACAGCAGAGAGCAUCACUGUAAAAAAUUAACAUACGACACUUCUGUGCUGGAGCCCACCUCCGUCAUAGUUACAUAUCAUAACGAAGCCAGAUCAACUCUUUUGCGAACUGUAUACAGUGUAAUGCUACGAUCUCCACCUCAUCUUAUUCAUGAAAUUAUACUUGUGGAUGACUGCUCGAAGGAUGAAUCUAUCGGUAAGGAUAUAGCACAACUGGAGAAGGUUACAGUAUUAAGGAACAUCAAGCGCGAAGGUCUUAUUCGUUCUCGAGUGAAAGGGGCUGCAUAUGCUACAGCUCCAAUCCUUACUUUCCUUGAUAGUCAUGUGGAAUGUAAUGUUGAAUGGUUGGAGCCUUUACUUGCCCGCAUAAACGAGAAUAACAAAGCUGUUGUUGCACCUAUAAUUGAUGUGAUCAACAUGGAUACAUUCAACUAUAUCGCAGCUAGCGCUGAUCUAAGAGGAGGUUUGUUGAUUUUUGGAGAUUCACAG
Molecule: messenger RNA, 1035 nt
Organism: Strongylus vulgaris
Lineage: Eukaryota; Metazoa; Nematoda; Chromadorea; Rhabditida; Strongylidae
Source: the annotation of a GenBank genome assembly